AUGGUAAAUACACAUACACCAAGUUUGCUAGUCUCUUUGGCACGAGAAAACUUACCACCUCAAGUGGCUCAGCGCUUGGCUCGUGAUCUCCGGAAGCUCGUUGUAAAGCCUUUGAACGGUAUCCGGUACCUCCCACAAGAAGAGGAACAGCUCGGUGAGAUUCACGCUGAAAUUUGUGGACCAGAGGAUACCCCUUACGAAGGCGGAUACUUUACGGUGAAGCUUACGCUUACCAAAACUUUUCCAGAGCAGCCACCGCGUGGAGUUUUCCUGACGAAGAUAUUCCACCCUAAUGUGUCGCAGCCGGCAGGAGACAUUUGUGUCAAUACGCUCAAAAAGGACUGGCAGCCGACACUUGGACUCGCUCAUGUACUGCAAGUAGUACGCUGUCUGCUGAUUGUCCCGUUUCCAGAGUCGUCGUUAAACGAUGAGGCUGGAAAGCUGUUUCUAAAUAGUUAUGACGAGUAUGCAAGACGUGCAAAGCUGUGGACAAAUAUUCAUGCACCGAAACGAUCGGCCAUCGCUUGUGAUGAAACUGCAGAGACGAGUGGAGAAGAGGAAAAGAAGAACUGUGGUAGUAGCUAUCAAUACAAGCGAUCCGCAGAUGAUGCUGCAAACUUGGAGGACAGGAAGGAUGCAGCGUUGUUAAUGACAAAGAAACAGAAGAUUGAUAUCCAUGUUGAAGUUUCUCUCAAGAAGAAGAAAGCCAACAAGAAGAAAGGCCUCAAGCGACUGUAA
This is a messenger RNA of Peronospora farinosa, 738 nucleotides long. Lineage: Eukaryota; Oomycota; Peronosporomycetes; Peronosporales; Peronosporaceae. The record is from the annotation of a GenBank genome assembly.